Messenger RNA from Bradysia coprophila, 4615 nucleotides. RefSeq names its product scab (gene scb). Gene Ontology annotation, molecular function: integrin binding. Gene Ontology annotation, cellular component: integrin complex; external side of plasma membrane. Lineage: Eukaryota; Metazoa; Arthropoda; Insecta; Diptera; Sciaridae. The record is from RefSeq and is a predicted model, not a curated record. Gene Ontology annotation, biological process: cell adhesion mediated by integrin; integrin-mediated signaling pathway; cell-matrix adhesion.
AAUCUUAGUCAGUCGAGUUUAUAACUCGCUAUCGAGCACGAGUGAAAGAAAUUCGUUGGGUUGUUAAUUAUACUCAUAUAUGAACCAUAUAAACAAUGUGCUGUGUGUUCAGUUAACUAAAAAAAUAAAUUCCGAUACGACAACAUUACAAAUAAUAAUUUAUUAUACAAAAAAAUUCGCUAAGAAGGUAAAAUCCAAUGUAUACGUACUUGAAAUUGUUUGCUAUCGUGAUUUUGAAUGAACAAGAAAAAAAUAUAAUAAAACUCAAACAUUAAUGAAUGACAUCAGUUCUAUAAAGUGUAUAUUGAUUGAAUAUCAACGGCGAUUUAAGAAAAGUGAAUUUAAAUCAUGCGGCUAAACAACUUUUAUUGAUAACUUAAAACAACAACAUGUUAACAUUAUUUGUUUUCGAAAAAAUUGUUGAACAUUUACGUGGAUGAGUCAUAACAUACAAUUUUAUACGUUACAUAAAAGAACAAGUCCAUUAUUCACCGAUUUUGAGACAAUAUUCGUGGAAUUUUUAUUAGUAAUUUGAUGGUUGAAAAAAGUGUGUAUAUGCAGUUUAUAGCGGUUUUGAUCAUCUCGUAUACAUAUAUAGGCAAUAUAGGAACGAAACGUAUAUUCGCUGUUGAAUGAAUUACCAAAAAGUCUGCAGUGUUACUAUAGUCAGUCAACAGUUGUAUGUAUCGUCGUUCGUACGCAUAUUAUAUUGUGCAUUUGAUUAUUUAAAAAAACAAAAGUUCGUCUAGAAAAUAAAAAGGAGCAUAUAACGUCUAAUUGAUACAAAUUAAAAUAAAUUUAAGAAAAUUGAAUUCUCGUGCAUUCGCGCAUUGUGCAUACAGAGUACCCAGAGUACCCAGAGUGAUAAGAGCUUGUUAAGAUUUAACUUAUUAAUGAAUUGCAUGGUGUGAGACUGUAUGUGCUAUAAUUAAACGAAAGGAAAUAACAAUUAAAUUCACAUCGUUUGACAAUGGAUAACCAAAGGACUAUUUUGCUUAUUGCAAUUUACAUGAUUCUAUGUAAUUGCGUGCGUGGAUUCAAUAUAUCGCCAAAACCAAACUAUGUGUUCCAAGAACCGGAUCUGAAAACGUUUAUGCCAAAGACACAGAGCUCCUAUUUCGGAUACUCUAUUAAUUUAAGAACAAGCGGUGUGAUGGUUGGCGCUCCACGAGCACAGUCUACGCUAGAAAGACAGCGAAAAGUGAAUGAAACGGGUGCUAUUUACAAAUGCUCAUUCCAAUCGGCAUCCUGUGAACCAUACGUUUUCGACAAUCUAGGAAAUAUCAACAACGAAAAUAAUAUCUACACAUUCAAUAGCGAGAAGAAGGACCAUCAGUGGUUGGGUGCAUCCAUGGAUGGAAAUAUGUUAGACGAUGAACGAUUUGUUGUAUGUGCUCCACGAAUGAUAGCAGAUUUAACAAACAAUUACCUAAUGCAUGGUUUAUGCUACCUGACACCAAACACUGCUGAAUCAGCUCCUGCCAACUUACAAAAAAUCGCUCCACUCAGAGUCAGAGAUAAGCAACACCGCGCCAUCGAUAGUCAGAGGUAUUACUACUACAUGUACGGAGAACAGGGCAUUAGUGUUCAUAUUACGGAAAACGACGAAGAGAUCCUCAUUGGUGCUCCUGGCGUUUUCACAUGGAAAGGGACAGUAAUUCGUUAUAAAUCAAGAAUCUUAGACGAUCUAGGCGGUCUAAGUCGACGAGAUAACAUGCAAAAAUCCCCAAUUCGAAAGAGAGAUGUGCUCGAUUUUGAUAUAGAUGUGCCAAAUCCGGCUCAUUGGAAUCAAGGCGACGAUUCAUACUUUGGCUAUGCUUUAGCAUCGGGAUAUUUUGAAGGUGCAGAUACGCAGAAAAUAUUGUACGUAGCUAGCGCUCCACAGGCUAAUUUCCAGCAAGGCGAAGUGUACAUCUUCGAUAUUGUUGAUCACUUCACAACAGAAAAGACCAUCAAAAUCUACCACACUUUUAACUCAUUUCAAAUGGGUGAAUACUUUGGAUAUGCUCUGGCAGCCGAUGACUUUAACGGUGAUGGUUUUUAUGAUUUGGCGGUUUGUGCGCCGUUCUACACCAAAGAAAACAGUUAUGAAAAUGGAGCCGUUUACAUCUAUCAAAAUUUGGGUGAGUCCACUCCAGGAAAGUGGAGCUCAAACUUUGUUUUACAAAGUGUAUUACUAUCGGACUAUGAAAGUGGAGGAAGAUUCGGCAGCAGCAUUUCUAGAUUAGGUGACAUAAAUCAAGACGGUUAUAAAGAUAUCGCGGUUGGUGCUCCGUAUGAAGACAAUGGAGCAGUUUACAUAUAUCUCGGCGGACCUAAUGGUUUAAUCACAAAACCUAGUCAAAGGCUUUCAGCACCGUAUAAUGCGAACGUUGCACCAUUCUCUCCUCAUAUGUUUGGCCAUGGGCUGUCGAAAGGCUCCGACAUCGAUCAGAAUAAUUAUUUAGACUUAGCCAUUGGAGCACCGAACGCUGAAGCAGUGUAUGUGUACAGAAGCUAUCCAGUUGUUAAGGUUAUCGCAAAUGUACAUCCCCUCAGCAAAGAACUGAAAACGACGGAUAAAAAAUUUAAUUUCAAAGUGUGCUGGUCACUCGAAUCAAAAUACCAAUUGCUAGACGCAACCAGAAUGAACAUAAUCAUAAAAAUUGAUCCACAAUUCGGUAGAGCAAAUUUUGCCGAUAAAACAAAUCUGCUUGAAUUCAAUACAACGGCAAGAUCUGCAGAGCAGUGUCAAGAGUAUGACGCAUCGGUUAAAUUUUCGAUUGCCGAUAUAUUUAAGCCUAUUGACAUAGAAAUGCAUCACAGUAUUUUAGACACAGUGCCGGACAGUGAUGUAUUUUGUUCGAACUGUGUGGCUGUGAGUCCAUUCGACUCAAAAGUGGCACGCAAUAAAAUUGUGUUCAGCACUGGUUGUCUAAACGCUAAAUGCGUUGCUGAUUUGAAAUUGUCGAGCACAGUUUUGGGACCUGUGCCAUACAUCUUAGGCAGCACGAAAGGAAUAACGCUGGAGUACAAAAUUGAAAAUUUCGGCGAAACUGCGUACCUCGCUCAAAUAAACAUAACCAUUUUCGACUUCGUUACCUUCAUGAAAAUUCCCUCGAGUUGCAAACUGGACAACAAGCAGCUUCUAUGCGACAUCAAUAACGGUUCUCCAUUGUACAAAGGCGAUUUGGGAUUCUUGAAAAUCUCGCUGGAUACGACCAAACUUGAAGGAACGCAGCUGCUUGUAAAAGCGAAUGCGUUUAGUACAGGCGAUGAGAGCAAUGAGUCGGAUAAUAAUGCUGACAGUCUAAUUCCACUUGGUGAAUUCAGUGAUGUUGAAAUUUCGGGGAAGGCAAACAAACCAGUUCUUAGUCUGCAAGACGGAUUGAAGCUGGAAAAUAUUUCUCACACUUUCGAGAUAAGAAACAAUGGUCCGACAUAUCUGAAGCACAUCGACGUAGUCCUAUCAAUUCCAAUAUCAUAUCAAAACAGUUACACCUUGCUUCGAACUGAUGUCAUUUCGUUCUCUAAUAUCACAGUGAAGAGUCAGUACAACAAUCAACAGUUCGAGAUCGAGUGGUCGCAAAACAACACAAUUUUAUUCCAAAAUCCGAUUGAAACUUCUUCCCAGUCAGUGCCGUAUAUCGCAGAAAAUAUGAAUGGAAUGGAUUACGACCCAUCGAAAAUUGGAUCGGAAAUUGAUCUGACUGGUGGCGUUAUUGCAGACGAAGCACUACUGUCAAUGGACCACACGCGCCGUAGACGAAACGCUCCGAAGUACGAAAAAUCCCCUCGAUACUACAGUCGAUACACCCGAUCGAUUUUAGAUGGUCACGAUAUUAACCGUCGAAGCGUUUCGAAUCACGACGAUAUUAUUUUGACCAGUCUUCCGCCAAACAGAACGAUCAUCUUCGACUGUUACGAUUCCGAAGCCAGUCUAUGUGUACAAGCCAAAUUUUCGGUGAAUAAUUUCCAAGUCGGAAACACACCGAUUGUGAUUCAACUUAACUUCAGCGUAGAUCUGCACAAAAUCGAUAAAAUUGUUACCGACAAUCGGGACAUCUUUGUCAUUCGUCCUUCGAUUGAACUGCUACGAAGUGACGAUGAAGAAGGAAAAACAAUGCAUGUGGUACAGUCCCAUGCGUAUACCAUCAUCUCAAAGUAUCAGACAUUUGAAACACCAAUCUGGGUGUACGUUGUAUCAGUCAUUGGAGGCAUUUUGACUCUUAUAUUAAUCACGUAUGCCCUCUAUAAGUUUGGCUUUUUCCGACGAGAAAAGAAAGAAGAACUAAAGAAGCUUGUACGACAAAGUUAUGCACUGGCUGAACAAACUUCUGAUGCUGACGAAGCCAAUUAAGAUUGUUGUUAAAUAAAACGAAGACUUUUCCAAGAUAUGAAAUUGAUCGCGACAUCGUGAUUAGUGUUAUGAGUUUCGUCCUGUAUUCAAUUUAUUUGUAGCCAUUUUCAAUAUAUUUAUUAACUGUCGCUGUUACAAUGUAAUUACGAACUUAUUAUGCCGUGUGAUAUUUUGAAUAAUUUAUGUUUUUUUGUAUCUCUAGAGAUCUUAAGUCAAGUGAGACUGAUGUAAUGUUUGUGUUGAAUAAAUUGCUGAAUGUUUUUGCUAAACAAUAAA